CACAUAAAGUCCCGAUGCUGCGCGAGGGUUAAAUCGAUUGCCGUUUUGUACACGAGGUUUCUACCUUUAUGGUCGUGCCGUUUUCUACUGUUGCCUUUGUUUACAUCACAGGAAAGUUUGAGGAAAUUGUGAGCAAUGGACAGGUUGUCGUCGACGAUGGAGAGGUUGUUGUCGCCAGAGACAGUGGACAUCAUAAAAGAGAAGACAGGAGAGGGGUAUAAGUUAGUUGUCGAACUGCCAACAGGUUACAAGGUCGUCCUUGUCGGAGUCGGGGCUGUUGUUCUGAUGUACAAGUAUGCCACCUCAACUCAUGGGUUCUUCAAGAAGUUGGGAAUUCCAGGGCCAAAUCCAGGAAUAUUUGGAGCAAUUAGUGGAAUCAAGAAAUCUGGAUCUGUUUCGAAACAUGAUCAAGACAUGAUUGAGAAAUAUGGCAAAGUUGUAGGUCUUUUCCAUAUGCGACAACCAAUAUACCUCCUUGCUGACAUUGACAUGAUCAAACAGAUCACAGUGAAGGAGUUCCCAUCAUUCAUAAACCGCUCGAAACACUCCAACUUUCCACGAGAUCCACUGUUUAAGGAUUCCCUGGUUUUCUUGGCUGAUGAUCACUGGAAGUUCAUCCGAGGCGUCCUGAGUCCCACGUUCACAGGAGUCAGGAUGAGGGAGAUGAUACCGCUGAUGCAGAAGUGCAUUGAUUCUCUGGUGACGAACCUCUGGAAAACUACAGAAGGAGGCACAAAAACGAUCAAAAUGAAAGACUUGUUUGGACUGUAUUCCCUGGAUGUCAUCGCCUCCACCGCGUUUGGUAUUGAAGCUGACUGUCAGGCAGACCCUGAAAAUGCUUUUAUACUCAACGCUCAGAAGAUGACACAAAGAGGAAAAAAAGCAAUAGUCGUUUUUAUCUUUUGUACCUUGUUUCCCUUCCUGGGCAAAUGGUUGGAAGCUGUUGGUUUCAGGAUGGUUGAUGCUUCCUGUCGACAAUUCUUCACAAAGGCUGUGCUCCAGACCAUUUCAGAGAGAAGAGAACUUAACAUUAGUCAGCGGGACUUCCUGCAACUGAUGCUCAACUCCCACAAGCUGGAGGUGGCUCAGGAGGAGAAGGACUCUGACUCCUACGUGGACCUCGACAAGUCACUGAGGAGAGGGAUGACAAAUGAUGAGAUUCUGGCCAAUGCAAUCCUGUUUCUUUUUGCUGGCUAUGAAACUACAAACCUGACUCUGGCAUAUUUCGCCUACAACCUAGCGACCAAUCAGGACUGUCAAGACAAACUCAUAGAAGAGAUCGACCGAGUUCUCAAUGGGCAACCCCCAAGUUAUGAGACCAUGCCAAGAUUAGAAUACCUGGACUGUGCCUACCUGGAAAGUCUGCGUCUCUUCCCACCAGCAACAAGAAUGUCCAGAGUUGCCGAAGAGGACAUCACGAUUAAUGGCAUCCUUAUCAAAAAGGGAAUUGAAAUCCAUAUUCCUGUUGGAGCCAUACACAAAGACCCUGAAUACUGGCCUGAUCCGGAGACCUACAACCCAGAGAGGUUCCGCCCAGAAAAUCGCCCAGACAAUUACAACUAUGUGUACCUGCCGUUCGGUGCGGGUCCAAGAAACUGCAUUGGGAUGAGGUUUGCCCACCUGACUGUCAAGAUGGCUAUAGCAGGAAUUCUUCAGAAGUAUCGUUUUGUCACCGGUCCAGAAACAAAGAUACCUCCAGAGACAAAUGCCUUUGAACCAAAGCCUCAGGAUGGAAUGAUGCUGAGAAUUGAGAAAAGAUAAAAGGGACAUCACUCUGUGUCUUUCAUGUAAGGGAGGUAACUCCAUGCAAAGUGAAACUCUUAUAAUUGAUCCAAAAGGCUAUCUCUGUGAUUCAUCCACAUCAGGAAGGCCAGUCUACUGUAUUCGUGAAAUGGCAACAGUCUGUUUCUUUAAUUUCAUGUAGGGGAGGUCACUGAUUUAUUCAUGAAAGGGAGCAAACUCAGUGUGAUUGAUCCAACAAGGUUGUCACUCAGCUUAAUCCAUGAAAUGGUGGUCAGUAUGAGUUAUUUGGGAAAGAUCAGAAUUGCUUCUUAUUCUAUAAAAUGACAUCAUUCUGAUUCAUUCCACAAAGGAUUGUUAUUCCGAUAUAUCUGCGAAGCCAGCAAACUCUAUUUCACAGAGCAGAGAGGCAACUGUUCAGUUGUCUCAUUCAUCAAGGCAAGGUUAUUCUGUUUCCUUCUGAAAGUAAAGUCACUUUGGUCUAAUGUUGCAUUUUCAUGCCGUAAAAUGUCAUCAAUGUGUUUUUCCCCAUUUAUUUAUACAAAGGCUCUAAUCCAUGGACAAACCAGGCAUUUGAUCAAUAGCUUCAUUCCUCAAAGGGACGAUACCCUUAUUCAUUUUGUUGAUUUUUUUCAACUUAUUUAGUCUCAAACCAAUCUUCACAGAUACCUAAAGCAUCUACAAUGUCCCUGAAAGAUUUGGAGAGUUGUUUACAUAUACAUGCGUUGUGAAGUCAUUUACACUUACAAUAAGACCUACAGAUGAUCAAGUAUUAAGAAUGAUGGAAAAUGUUGUUUGAUGCAUUCUGUAAUGCCCAAUAAACAGCUCAAAGUUUAGAUUAGAAUAUGUAUAUCAGGAUGAAAUAUGUAUUGGUAGAAUAUGUAACUGUACCAUCUAUGAAGAAUAAUGUAUAGAUAAUGUAUAGAUAAGUAUAUGUCUACAGACCUGCUAGAGAAGAACCAAGUAGCACUGUCAGUGAGGGAGUGAUGCAUUGAUUGUUAUAAUGUAUGUCCCAGCAAUCCGUUUGUGGGAACAAGCACAUACUGGCAAGUGGUCCUGCGCACAGCACACAUGUCACAAAUUGGUUGAAGUUAAGGAAUUUUGGUUAGGGUGGAUGCGAAAAUUCUGACUUCCUCGAGUUUCAGGGUUCUGCUCUGUCCUGAUGUCUCCUCAGUCAAGUGAAUGUUAGAAAUGUGCCUCUGUUCACCAAGCAGUGACUGGGUACCCGGCAGGAUAAGAUUUUUAUGUGACUUAACCUUCUUGGGUUAUAUACCACCCAGGGAGCUGAGAAUGAAAUCGACAGCACAGUGAUCCAUUGAUGGGGGUAAUAAUGUAGCACUUAGAGCACAUGUCCACACUAUUAUUAGGGUAAAUAUAUUCAGGUUGUUACUAAGACUAUGUAACUAUGGGAUAGUAGCUAUGGGAUAGUCAUAAUGCUCCCCUCAAUAUGAUGUCAUGACGCUGGUCAACAAAAAUCACAGAUCUGACAACUCACUCACUGACAUUGUAAAUAUGAAAGAUAUGUCUCAACUUUCUAAAUUAACUGGAACAGAUCUAAAACGUAAGUUUGAUCUCUUCAUACAACCAGUUACCUGUGUGAACUGUAAUGUAAAUGUUAAAUAUAUAACUGUGUGAUAUCCAAUUUUGAUGUAAAAUUUCAGACUGUGAUAUUCAAUUUAAGUGAAAUGUAAGACUGUGAUAUUAAUAAUGAUAUGUAAGGCCACACUCCAGAAUAUUCAGACGUUCAUAUAAAAUAGACAGAUUCCAUUUACAGGUGUUUUCGUUUUGUUAGUAUUGAAGUACAAAAUGUCCUAAACACCUCAGAACAUCAACUCCUUGUAGAUUAACAGUGACACAUAUUGUUUGUUUAUAACAAGAGCCAUGACAAAUGUCCUUCCAGCAGCCACUGCUUGCCAGAGUGAAGAUUGGAUUGGUAGGCGAUCACUUAUAAUGGGUUUCAGUGACGUUGCUAGGUAAUAAUAUCACUUCGUCUGCUAGCUGGCUAGUACUACAGCUCAUACUCAAGAGGGUUUACAGACUUCAAAUGUUAAGAAUGAUAUUGGGUGAUGAACAGAAUCUAAACUGAAUCAGCAUUUUGCGAUGGUGUAUAUACCAAGCAUUUGUUUACCUUUUCGAGUAUUAAAAUGUUUUUGAGGCCUUCAGAUUGUCUAUGUUGUUGUUGAUUUGCUUCACAGAGUUGAAUCAUUGCGUAAAAACAAUAUCGACUUUUUGGGUUGUAGUAAAAGGGCCAAAGGACAAAAGGACCAAAAUUGAAAAAGUCAAAGUCAAAAGUCUGGUCAUGAGCAUGCUCAUAAAAUAAACACUUAACCGCUCUGAGAUGUUUUAAAUAAGGAACACUGAGACACUCUGAGCUGUUUAGGAUUAGAACCACUGCAACAACAUGUAAUGAUUUUCUUCUAAUGUUACUAUUUUUUAAACGUUUGGCCCUUUUGACUUUAAUGUGUGGCCCUUUGACUUUUCUUUGGCCCUUUUGACUUUCCAGUUUUGGCCCUUUUGUCCUCUGGCCCUUUUGUCCUUUGGCCGUUUUGACCUGUUCCCGACUGAUUUACUUCUUUGAUAACUUUUUACUUCUUUAAAAAAUGUUAAUCUCCUGUAGCAUUAUAGGCAGCUGGUACUUAGAUGGUGUUAAAACCUCUUAUGUUCAAUUAGUAGAAUUUUCACAGCUGUUGUGCACACGUCAUCGUAAUUACGUAGAUCUAUGUUGAUGCUGCUCAUCACUGGAUUGUCUGGUCAGAACCGCUCCUAAUCGAUAUGUUCAAUGAUUUUAUGGGUUAAAGUGUUUGUGAAACAUAUAUAUUUCAUGUCUGUGAGCCGAAGUACUUUACAAACAAAAUGCCAAAACCUUCUUCUCUUAGUACACAUAAUAAAGCAUGGUCAAUUAA
Messenger RNA from Haliotis rubra (blacklip abalone), 4643 nucleotides. RefSeq names its product cytochrome P450 3A24-like. Gene Ontology annotation, molecular function: heme binding; iron ion binding; oxidoreductase activity, acting on paired donors, with incorporation or reduction of molecular oxygen. The transcript is spliced from 14 exons. The record is from RefSeq and is a predicted model, not a curated record. The coding region runs from base 136 to 1761 and encodes 541 amino acids. Lineage: Eukaryota; Metazoa; Mollusca; Gastropoda; Lepetellida; Haliotidae.